Messenger RNA from Mizuhopecten yessoensis (Yesso scallop), 2393 nucleotides. Its product is annotated as transcription initiation factor TFIID subunit 13-like. The record is from RefSeq and is a predicted model, not a curated record. NCBI's taxonomy places the organism in Eukaryota, Metazoa, Mollusca, Bivalvia, Pectinida, Pectinidae. The transcript is spliced from 4 exons. Gene Ontology annotation, cellular component: transcription factor TFIID complex. Gene Ontology annotation, biological process: transcription by RNA polymerase II. Gene Ontology annotation, molecular function: protein heterodimerization activity. Bases 41 to 409 code for a protein of 122 amino acids.
AACAGUCACGGACAGGAAGUAACUGUUACCAUUUCACAAAAUGGCUGAAGCAGAGAAAGAUCAAUUUGAAGAUGAAGAGACUGAAGAAGAUGCCCCCCUAGAAAGAAGAAAUAAAAUAUUUUCAAAAGAACUGCGAUGUAUGAUGUAUGGGUUUGGAGAUGACAGAAAUCCCUACACAGAGUCUGUAGAUAUCCUAGAGGAUUUGGUUAUAGACUACAUAUCUGAAAUGACAAAAAAGGCAAUGGAAGUUGGGAGACCUGGGAGAAUCUCGGUAGAAGAUAUAAUUUUUCUCAUAAGAAAGGACCCAAAGAAAUAUUCUCGUGUUAAAGAAUUACUGAUGAUGAGUGAAGAGCUUAGGAAAGCAAGAAAGGCAUUUGAUGAAAUCAAAUAUGCAACUGCAACCAAGUGAUUAAUUUGUAAUUUCUGUAAGAGAUAUUGAAUCAUAUAAACAAGAAUUUUACCGACUUAAAAUUCAAAUCAGUGAUAAUCUGAAGUAGCCAUCAUGAUCUAUCAAAUUGACUCGCUGUUUAAAUAUUGAUAAAUAUUAAAUCAAACUUCAAAAUAUUAGAUUUUAAAAUGAAAUUUUGAUGUGUAAAUGAAGCAUGUUAAGAUUUUCAUUGUUACCUAUUUAUUGUGAUUGAAUAUUUAAGUAUGAUUAUCUGUGUAUAUUUAAGUAUGACUGUACUGUACUUGUAUGUGUAGAUGUGGAAGGUAUGGGUGAAUUAUGUAUGUAUAUUGAAUUGUUUAUAUAAUUUUGUCUUCCAAGGAAGUAAAAGACUAGGACAACUUUUGUUGCAGUUUCAUUUUUUAAUUAAAAUUGCUUUGACAGACAGAAACUGGGUCCUGAUAACCCUGAUGUUUCUCGGCAUAGAUGGAGGCCUCCUCAGUAAAAAAAAUAUAUCUGGGUUUGAUGUCCUGGCAACAACCAGUGUUGCAAAAGGCAAAAAGGGACCCAAGAUUUUAUUUUACCAUUAUGGGGUAUCCUUUGAUGGAGACGGGUGCCAAGGGAAACACUGGGGGAAAGAGAAAGUAGAUAGAAAAAGGCAGAUGGAAAUGAUAGGAAGCAACAGAUCCUGAGUGGUGCAAUGGGGGCAGCAGAUCAAUGUUUGGUCCAUGUCCCCUCCGUAGAAGACAGCCCCGAUUCCGUAGAGGGUCCCCACGCAAGUCGCCUCUUCCGAUACACAUGCAGAGGGGUACACCAGUCAUGUUCUUGGUUUACUCUAGUCAACAUCUACACAAUGUGUGGUGUAAAUGUGAGAAGUUAUGCGGUUUGGAUAAGUUUAUGUUGCUUCAAAAGAAGCGCUGGUAUCUAUCUUUGAGCGGUAACCAAUCGUAUUAAAUAGAACGGAUGGGGAAGAUCUGCAAGAGGGCAUGUUAUACAUGGGUCAAUAAAGGGAUUAAGAUACAAAACUCUCUUGUUUUCUGAUAUCAAACAGUCCUCCAGCACAACCUAGUUAUUUCCAGAAUAAGAUACAACUGUUUGAACUAUGUAACUCUUUAUUGAUGUGUACGUUCUAUAAGCACAAUGUAUAUUUGAUGUUAAAACAAUGUUAAUUGACCAACAAACAGACUCAUAGAUAUGUAUAACAAUUUAUAAAGAACAUAAAUGAUGAUAAAAUAGCUGGCUUGUCCUUCUUAUACAAUAUUAGACACGACCGCAGCACUUCAGGUAGACCCUUCCUCAAUGAUUUAUGCGUGAAGCAUAUAAUUUUGUUCCUUAAAUGGGUAACAAAAUCGAUAUAGUAUAUAGUCAUCAUCAUCAUUAUAUUUCCUCAAAAUUAGAGACACAAUUUGCAUCGAAAUGAAAUAAAAUACUUAAAUAAAACUUACAUUAUUGAGACAACAUGUACAUAUCAAUUUUAACAUCAAUCUACGUGAUGGACAUAACGAAUGAAUCUAGCUCAAAUCAAACAUCAUUAAAUAUUUGAUCAUCAUAUUCAGUUAACUUGCAACUUGAUAUCCAGAGUUUGGUUUGUCAGCUCCAGCACAUGAUUCUACCAGAGACGUAUAUGUCUCUGAUUCUACACAAACGUCAUGUUAUUUAGUGUUCAGUGCUGUUCAGUCGUGUGACGUAUAUAGGGCCACACAAUGUUACCAUAUACGUUCAGACUUUAUUCUCGUUCUCUAGAUUAGACAAUUGUAUUCAACCAAAUGCCAGUAACUAUCUCUAACUGACUAAGUCGGGCACUAUGAUGUAUCAAUGCCAGUAACUAUCCCUAACUGACUAAGUCGGGCACUAUGAUGUAUCAAUGAGACGAAUCAUAUCCUGGUAUUACAGUUUUAGCACCUGUCACCUGUACGUGAUCUCAUCUGUGGUUGUCACUAGUCUGAGACUAAACUCAUACAUUGUAUGGCUUUCUGUUUGUUGCAUUAAUUUCCCCGAAGCGAGAAAA